UUCCGACAUAUUUUUCGUUUUUCGUAUCCGUUUUCAGUUAUAACAUAGCAAUUCUGAAACCUCAGAACCUAAGCUACAGCUUAUCAUCAAGAACAUAAUAAUAUUAGGGUUUACAAACAACAGUUACAUAGAGAAUAGAGAGAGUCAGAGAAAAUAUAGAAAGAUUCCUUUACAAAUUUUCUUGCUUAAUCUCUUUUUAUGUUUUUUGUUUAACAUUCUCAGCACCACCACCAACAACCAUCUUUUUCUCUUCUGCUGUGUAACUAUUUCAUAAUCAUCAUUCUAAUUCAUCACAAGCUUCCAAACAAAGAGAAUUUUAAUGGAAAGUGAGAUUUGCAAAUUAGUCUCUUCUUUUUGUUUUCUUCACUUAAGUUAAUUUACAUUGAAACAAUCAUCAAACAACCCGAUCGACAUCAUUUUCAUUCAUCCCUUUUCAUUUUAAUUGAUUCCUAGCUCGACGAUGAUGAGAAGUCCAUUUAUAUAUAGGAUAUGUAUUGGUAAUCUGGUAUUAUGUUGUUGUUCAUCGUCAUGACUGCUUCAAAAUCCAAUGGAAUAGAAGACUUGUAUAAGUUGAAUAAUCUCGGCAUGAUCACUCUCCCAGCUCAAAACAUGAUCUUCAAACAACAACUACAACGCCAAAAAAGUAAUUGCAACGUCGUGGUUCACGAUAGUUAUGGUAGUGGUGAUGAAAGUUACAAGGGAAUUAAUGGUGUUACUACAACUCUACCAUCAUCUUGGUAUGACAAUCGGAACGACGGUGGUGGUGAAGGUUUAGGGUCUGAUCAUUUAGGAAUGGUUGUUGAUGAUCAUCAACCUAUGGCAGCCGAAGACGAAUCAAGAACUAGUAGUGUGAAUGAAUCAGGUUCAACGAACUCAUCAAAAGGUACAACAACAACCACAACGACGACCACAAGAACAAUACCUAAAGAUGAUGAUGAUACAAGAUGGCUCCAAUUAGGUCUCGGAGGUUCUCAUGAUGAACUAAAUUACAAGCUCGAUGAUCGUCGAAUUGAGCCAACCACAACAACGCGAACACGGAACGAUUUGGUCGAACUCAAUUUAUUUUCCGGUGCUAAUAAUAAUAUACAACAUGUGAUUAAACAACCAAUGAUCACAGCACCUCCGAAUAUGGAUACCGUUGGUACACCUAGUUUGUUCUUAUCACAACCAAGAUCAGGUUUUAGUAAUUUUCUUCCUCAACAAGAGGUUGUUUCAUGGGGUUAUAGACCUAAUAAUACAUGGAAUAUUCCAAUAGCUUCUACAUCUACUUCAUCAGCUAAUUCAUUACUACCGAUGGCAUCACCGAUGUGCCCGAGUCAUCAUCAACAGCAAAGAUUUCAUCAUCAUAAUACGGUAUUAGAUAUGCUUAAUCUGAAUUCAGACUUGAAAGUAGUCAAUCCCCCUCGAAGACUUCAUUCGGGUGUGUGGGUUAUACUUCAAGCAUCACAGACUCAAGAAAUUGAUCCCUGUUUGCCUCAGAUACCAAAAAACUACCUCAGAAUCAAAGAUGGGAAGACAACGGUUCGAUUGUUGAUGAAGUAUCUAGUGAAGAAGCUAAAACUGCAUGGCGAAUCCGAGGUGGAGAUAAGAUGUAGGGGUCAACUGUUGUUACAACACUUAUCUAUUCAGUAUGUUCGUGAUCACAUUUGGAUUGCUAAUAACAAUUAUCAUUCAAGAUCAGAUCACCACAAUCUUCAUCAUCAUCAUGCUGCUGCCAUCAUGACUUUGUUACCACAUUCUUCAACCACUGAUCAUGUUAUGACUCUCCACUACUCUAGGGUACUAGUUGAUCAUGGUGAGAAUGAUUAUCUAUCUUAAAAAAAAUAACCCGCAUGUUUAUUGCCCAUGCCUUUGUCUUUGGGUUUAGAUUUUGCACGGCCUGAAUUUGAAAUUCUAGUCUUCGGAUAAAAAAAAUGUGUUGUACGUCGUUAUUAUCUAUGUACCGAUAACUCUUUUCUUGUU
This is a messenger RNA of Papaver somniferum (opium poppy), 1962 nucleotides long. RefSeq lists its product as uncharacterized. The record is from RefSeq and is a predicted model, not a curated record. Lineage: Eukaryota; Viridiplantae; Streptophyta; Magnoliopsida; Ranunculales; Papaveraceae. The transcript has 4 exons. Gene Ontology annotation, biological process: multicellular organism development. The coding region runs from base 511 to 1818 and encodes 435 amino acids.